AUGAAUUAAUCUUAAUCUACAUAUACUAAUAAUUCUAGAUUUGUGUCUUUAAAUAAAGAUCCUUUAGAGAAAUAUAAACAAGGAUUAAGAUAAAAGUUUAUAGAAAUGUACGAUUAAAUUGAAGAAUAAAGAUUUAAUUAGCCAAUAACACCAUAAGAAGGAACUAUAUUUUUAACUGAAUAAUAAUCUCUUAGAUCUCUAUUAAAUUCAUCAAGAAAACCUUCAGAAGUUGCAUCUUUUCAUGAAGAAUGCAUAAAAAUAUAAAAAGAAAAUUAAUUUAUGGAUCUAAAUUAAACACCAAAAGAAAUAUCUAUAUCAUAUACUUAAAAAAGAAAUAAAAAUAGAAUUUUUGAUCCCUUACCUAAUAUUAAUCCAAUUUUCAAAAGACUUCAUGAUAAUGGUAGAUCUCUUUUGUAAUAAUCUAAUAUCAAAUAACAAUAAUAAGAAUAAAUUUGUUAAACUAGUUUUAUAAUUUAAAAAGAAAAUAAAGUUUAGAUUCUAUCAGCAAGUUUCUUAUAACCGAAAUCAUCAAUAGGUAUAUAAACUGCAGAUAACCCAAUUAAAUAAGAAACAAUAUAAGUAUAAUGUAGUUUACAAUAGAGCAGAUGUGAUUCAGAAAUAUUUAAUAUUUAAUCAUAUUUAGAUAGACAUUAUGAUUAUUAUUAAUAUUAAUAACAUUCAAAUUGGAAUCCUAAUAUUUCUGAACUUAAAUUAUAAAAUAUGUCAGAUGAUUAUUAAUACACUUUUUGCAAUAUUUGUAAAGAAUUUGUCAAAAAUUAUAACAAUUAAAAUAAUAAUCAUUAAAAAUUCUGCAAAGUAUAGAUUUAUUAACAUACAUUAUCUGAAUUAAUUGGAAAAUUUUAAUAUCUAUUAUCCUAUGAAAUUAAUUUACUGAGGGAUUUUGAUGAAAUGUGCAAAUGUACUAGAAGAUAUUGUUAUGCAGGAUUAGAAAUCUGUACAUUAUUAAUAUAAACUCAAAGUCAAAAAAGAAUAGAAUAAUUAAAAUAGGAUUUGAUUAAAGUAAAUUUAGAAAUUCAAAAAAAUAAGAAUAAGCAUUCUCUUAAAAUUGCUUAACUAUUCUAAUAUUUAAUCUUACAAUUAUAGAAUUGA
Paramecium pentaurelia is the source of this 1110-nucleotide messenger RNA. The record is from the annotation of a GenBank genome assembly. Lineage: Eukaryota; Ciliophora; Oligohymenophorea; Peniculida; Parameciidae.